AGAUGACCAUAAAUUUCAGAGCAACAUCAACGAUUCUCUCCAACACAACCCGAUAUUCAUACACACAACUACGCUGGUCUACAGAAUUUACAUCGGCCAUCAAACGUAGGCUCAAGCUGACUUAUCUCAUUGAUUUGACUUCGCCCAGAGCAUACUCAGCCAGCGUUCUCGUCGAAGCGACAUUGGGAGAGCUUCCAAACUUUCUCAGGGCACAAGCUCACAUUGAACUGGAUCAUAUAUCGUCCCUUCUGGUCCCCUGGGCACAACUCGGAACUGAAUCUUAGUACAUCGAGCUGCGCUAUCUUAUAACCCCCUCGUCCGCCUUUGUACAUCAGCAAGCCUUAGUUGUCGAUCAUAGUCUUCGCCAUCUUGGCCCGUUCAUUCUACAGCUCGUGAUAUUAUCGAUUGUCUAUCUCAAAUCGCCGCAUUUUCAAGGCCCUCUCGCUUUCGCCUCCCCUUGGCUCCGCUGGCUGAGGUCAAUGGAGCCGUCCCCCUUAUCACAAUGGCUCGGCGGUCCUUACCAAGUCGUGCUGAAGGAGCCACCAGGAGAGCAAGUCGCUGGUAUCUUGUGCAACUUGGUGCCAGAGCAAUGUCUUACGCUUGAGAAAGCGACUGUUUAUAGCACUGGCCAGCAGUUCGAACGCCUAGACAUCCACGCCUCGAAUGUCUCUGAUAUCAUACCACUACAGACAACGGAGCCAGCAUUCAUGCUGAUGUCCUCGGCUCCUUCGUCCAAGAUCCAGCCCGCUUCCCCUGCUGUGGCUUCUCCCACCCGUAGCCAUAACACAUUUCAAGAUCCCGCUAUCGUCAGUAUGAGUCGGAAGCCUACAGCCCUGGCAGCACGUACAAAUCACUCUUACCGAGCUCCGAACGAGACAGAAAAAGCGAACACCCCCAUCGCUGCCAGCCCGGCUGAUGAGCCAACAUACUCGCUUGAUGAAACGGACACAACAGAAACGACGACGCUCGAUAUGCCUCCUAUAUCACGCCUUUCCAUUCAAACCUCAUCCAAUCCCUCAUUAGUUGAAAAUGACUUGCAGGAUCUUACUCCUACCGCCGCGACAGCACGCUCUAUAUUGGUCCCGCGAGAACGGAAAAGAGGAAAACGGGGCGGUAAGAGGCAGCGAGGUGUCCAAGAUACAGAUGAAGGCACCCCGGCGUCCAAUGCCCGCCCGACGAAUCAGAACAAAGGUUGGAGACAGACUCCUAUUCUCCAAUCCACUAAGUCUUUUCAGCCAUUUGCAUCUUUGAAGAAAAGUCAGAAAAGACGUGUCGAUCCCGGCGCCGACAGUGGCUGGGCUUCUGAGGAUGUGACAGAUGUGCAAGAAGCUGGUGACUUUGACUUUGAGGGGAGCCUUGCCAAGUUUGACAAGCGAACAAUUUUCAACGAGAUGCGGGAACAAGAUCGUGUCGAUGAAGCCGAUAGACUGGUGUCACACAACCGACUUCCUCGGCCGAAGCCAGGUACAGCCGGGGGCAAAAACCUCCAUUACACUGAAAAUGUUCUCGACCUGCCAUUAUCUUCUUCGGCUAAAGCUGUCAAGGAGACGCCGGGCGAUUUCUGGAGAAGUGAAGCUGACGAUGACCCAAUAACCGUAAACGGGGGCGGCGAAACACCAAGUGGUCGCGAGGGUAGUGGCAGGAACUCGCGGCUUCGGGGCGAGUCGCGGAUGUCAACGACACGGCGGUCCCAGUCACGUAAGGCGAGCGCCAGUGCUGGCGUUGCGGGACCGAGCCGUGUAAACUCGGGACCAUCUCCCACUUCUCCGGGACUAUAUACAGUGACGUCGAACCGCCGUGUCGACGUUGUGAGACAUCUCCAGAUGCUGGUAGUCGAGAACAUUGCUAGCAGCGAAAUGGGCAUGACAGAGGAUUUAAUAGCCGAGAAUGCCGGCCGAGGCAUUUGUGAGGUAGCCAUGCGCGCCCUAGAUGACCCAGCCAUGAGAUUACGAGCAGCCGCAUCAUCGCCACCUGUUACAAACACUAUUGUUGUUGUCGCCGGUAACAAUAAAUCUGGGGCACGCGCCAUAGCGGCGGCCCGUCAUCUUCGGAACCGAAAUAUCAAUACACUAGUGUGCGUCGUUGGAAUCGAGCGUGAGCGCGAACUCCUCGACGAGCUUCGCAGACAGAUUUUUCUAUUUCGUAAUUUCGGUGGCAGCGUCUAUACCAAAUCGGCGCUCUUCGAGCAAUUAGCACAAUCCGCCAAUACUUUAACGGCCUCUACUCAGGUUUCGGUCUCGCUCAUUAUCGAUGCGCUCCUGGGCCUCACCAUAUCCUUCGAGGAAUUGCGCAAAUCGGAUCAGGCAACGACUUACGAGCUAAUGGAGUGGGCCAAUCGGAACGAGGCGUUUGUCCUAGCCAUCGAUAUCCCAAGCGGUAUUGAGCCUUCGACAGGCCGGGUCAAUGUUAUUGACGGUGCCAAGCUGUACGUUCAACCGCGUUAUGUCGUUGCACUCGGUGCGCCGAAGUUAGGCCUCCUCAAGGCCCUUGAAAGUAUGCACGACGCCGGUGAUAUCACCAUGGCCGACGAAUGGAAGAUCUAUCUAGCUGAUGUCGGCCUGGCAGCCAUUGCUUGGCGGAAGGGUGCCAAAGUGCGCCGGGGCCCAGAUUUUGAUGAACAUUGGGUUCUGGAGCUGAAACAUCACCCGCUUAGGGAUGAUGAAGAUGGGGAUUAAAUAGACUUAAAUAUAAUAUGCCAUAAUCAAAAUUUAAAAUGGUAUAUAUGUGUACCUCUGUCUCCGCAUUUUCGGGCACCCUCAGUUUGCCUUAAGUUUCUGUCUAUCUGGCCCCUAUUUUCUAAAUGGUUAUUAGGUUUUUUUCACCCUCUUCUAACAAAA
Xylaria bambusicola is the source of this 2837-nucleotide messenger RNA. RefSeq names its product YjeF-related protein N-terminus-domain-containing protein. The record is from RefSeq and is a predicted model, not a curated record. Gene Ontology annotation, biological process: deadenylation-independent decapping of nuclear-transcribed mRNA; P-body assembly. The transcript is spliced from 3 exons. Gene Ontology annotation, cellular component: P-body. Gene Ontology annotation, molecular function: mRNA binding. The coding region runs from base 480 to 2675 and encodes 731 amino acids. NCBI's taxonomy places the organism in Eukaryota, Fungi, Ascomycota, Sordariomycetes, Xylariales, Xylariaceae.